This is a messenger RNA of Entrophospora candida, 720 nucleotides long. The record is from the annotation of a GenBank genome assembly. Lineage: Eukaryota; Fungi; Glomeromycota; Glomeromycetes; Entrophosporales; Entrophosporaceae.
AUGUACGAGUGUUUGGUUUGGAUAUUAAUUAAUCCAAUUUCCAACACACAGGAAAAUCAACUUGCGGUAAUAAAAAUAAAAGAAAAAAUAACUAGUCUUAAGAGACAACUUGAGGAGCUAGAGGAAAACGAGCAAGUUACAGGCAAUAAUUUAAAUAUUCAAGAUAAAGCUGUUGAGGAAAUCCAAAAACUUCCGCCACCAUCGAAGCUUGUGCACCAUUCGAAUUUAUCAAAAAAUCAAGUAAUAAUGAUGCACCAUCCACCAGACUGUGUUGGACGUCCAAUUCAUUUCUAUAACAAGGAAUUUAAUCAAUUCUUGAUUAAUUACAAUGACGAGGGUUUAAAAAUAACUCAUACACAUUGUAAAUGGACACUUAAUUUAAUUAACGAUAUGUCAAAACCAUAUAAAAUCGAAAAGAUACGCGAAGACAUAUUUCACAGUUAUGUGAUGAAACUUCUAGGAAAGAUGCCAAUAAAAUUAAAAAAUGAUGAUAACUCAAGUAACAAUGGUGUUAUUCUAGGAAACUCUCAAGAUAUAUGUUCACAAAGAUUGUUUCCCACAAUAAUAAUCAUUGAGGUUAAAAACGAAAUUGGUACGUCUGGAUAUGAUCCUUACCUUCAAGGUGCGGUGUCAUAUUCGAAGUUUUGGGCAGGAAAACAGGCAAGUUUGCUUUUAUCAAUAGUAUGUCAUAUAUUUAGGCAUACAUGUUUGAGUAAUUAA